Penicillium robsamsonii is the source of this 1749-nucleotide messenger RNA. Its product is annotated as Amino acid/polyamine transporter I. The transcript is spliced from 5 exons. NCBI's taxonomy places the organism in Eukaryota, Fungi, Ascomycota, Eurotiomycetes, Eurotiales, Aspergillaceae. Bases 1 to 1749 code for a protein of 582 amino acids. The record is from RefSeq and is a predicted model, not a curated record. Gene Ontology annotation, cellular component: membrane. Gene Ontology annotation, molecular function: amino acid transmembrane transporter activity. Gene Ontology annotation, biological process: amino acid transmembrane transport.
AUGGCUAUCCUAGGCGACAAGGGAAAAGAGACGACCGGCACUGUGUUGGAAACACUCGGUCUCAAGAGCGAAGGCGGCCCGCGUGAUGUACAAGAAGGUGUGAUGGCGGAAAACGCCGACAACCUGCAACGUCAUCUUGGAAACCGUCAGAUCCAGCUGAUUGCCAUCGGGGGCUCUAUCGGAACGGCCCUGUUCGUGAGCAUCGGCUCGGGUCUUUACCAUGGAGGUCCUGGCAGCUUGUUUCUUGCCUUUACCGUUCAAUGUAUCUUUUUGGCCAUGGUGAACAACUGCAUCGCUGAAAUGACCACUGCGUUCCCUGUCAGUGGUGGUUUCAUUCGCUUGGCCGGAAAAUGGGUUGACGACGCCCUGGGGUUCAUGGUCGGCUGGAACUUUUUCUUCUAUGAGGCCCUUUUGAUUCCUUUCGAGGUAUCGGCUUUCACCCUCGUAUUGUCUUACUGGACCCCGGCGCUUACUGAACCUGGUCCAGUCGCAGGCGUCUGUAUUGGUGUUAUCUUGGUUUAUGGUUUCCUCAACAUCCUGGCCGUCAAGGCCUAUGGUGAAGCCGAAUUCUGGCUGUCCGGUGGAAAGGUCAUUCUGAUCUUCUCCUUGUUUUUCUUCACCUUCAUUACUAUGGUCGGUGGAAACCCGAACCAUGAUGCCUAUGGAUUCCGCCACUGGAACAACCCCGGCUCGUUCAUGGAGUAUCUGGACACCGGUGCCCUCGGUCGCUUCGAAGGCUUCCUCGGAUCUCUUUGGUCGGCUUGCUUCGCCGUCGUCGGUCCGGAGUACAUCUCCAUGGUUGCAGCUGAAGCAAAGCGUCCCAGAAUAUAUAUCAAGAAUGCAUUCAAGACAGUCUACAUUCGAUUCGGUAUCUUCUUUAUCGGCGGCGCCUUGGCCGUGGGUAUCGUUUGUGCUGCUAAUGACCCGCAGCUCAAGGCGGUUGUGACGGGCGGCUCUUCUGGUUCUGCUUCGGCAUCGCCAUAUGUUAUUGGCAUGCGAAACAUGGGAAUUUCAAUUUUCCCUUCCAUAAUCAAUGCCCUCUUGCUGACUUCGAUUUUCUCUGCUGGUAAUACCUAUACCUACUGCGCUAUCCGUACCCUAUACGGCUUAGCACUCGAAGGAAGAGCCCCAAGGGUUCUCACUCACACCACACGCAACGGUGUACCCAUCUAUUGCUUCGCAGUGGUGAUGAUCUUCCCUAUCCUUUCCUUCUUGCAGUGCUCCAGUAGCUCAUCCAUCGUCCUCACGUGGUUCGCCAACCUCAUCACUGCCGGAGGUCUCAUCAAUUAUAUCGUCAUGAGCCUGACGUAUAUAUUUUUCCACCGUGCUUGCAAAGCCCAGGGCAUUGACCGCAGAUCCUUCUCCUAUUUCGGACGACUCCAACCCUACUGCGCAUACAUUGCAUGCGUUUGGAUGAUCGUCGUGACUAUUGUCUACGGUUACCCCGCAUACAAGCCUUGGUCGGUGUCCACCUUCUGGUCAAACUACACCAUGCAAAUCGUCAUUCCUCCUCUCUUCAUCAUCUGGAAAGUCGUCAAGAAAACCAAGUUCGUGAAGCCCCAUGAAGCCGAUCUGGUCUGGGAACGACCCUUAAUCGAUGCAUACGAGGAUAGCUUCCUCGACCCGCCUACUGGCUUCUGGAGAGAGGUGCUACAAAUGGUCGGCAUUGGGCGGACGGAAGGUGGCAACGAUAAGCGAGCGCAUUCAGUGUCUCAGCCCCAGGAGUAUGCCGUGGAAAAGACGGCAUGA